This is a messenger RNA of Closterium sp. Naga37s-1, 885 nucleotides long. Lineage: Eukaryota; Viridiplantae; Streptophyta; Zygnematophyceae; Desmidiales; Closteriaceae. The record is from the annotation of a GenBank genome assembly.
AUGGCGACCGUUCCAGUAAACCCUAAGCCGUUUCUAAACGAUCUCACGGGGAAGCAAGUCAUCGUAAAGUUGAAAUGGGGCAUGGAGUACAAAGGCUAUCUGAUGUCCGUCGACGCCUAUAUGAACCUUCAGCUAGCGAGCACGGAAGAGUAUAUCGACGGUCAGUUUAUGGGAAGCCUUGGUGAAGUGCUCAUCAGAUGCAACAACGCUGACAGCGGGGAAGGAGAUAGACGGCUAAUACGCCCAAAAUUAAGCUUUGUUCGGCGCUCUGCGAUCCUCGCUCUUCUGGUCGCGAUUUCGGUCGCUCUGCUUGCACCCUCCGCUUAUGCGGAGUCCAGCUCCGUCGCCACUUCAGAUCUCGAGCAGAGCGCCGCAGUCGCCGCAAGGCGCUUCUUGGGAGACGACCACCACGACCAUCACGACGACCACCACGACGACCACCACGACGAUCACCACGAGGAGAAGCCCAAGCCCAAGCCCAAGCCCGAGGAGCCCGAGGAGCCCAAGCCGAAGCUGACGUGCAUUCAGAAGUACAAGAUCAAGUACGCCGCUUGCGACACCAAGGAGGAGGAAUGCGUUGCGAAAGCGGAGGAUGCGGACGAGAAGGAGAUGUGCGAGGCGCAGUCGACGGUGUGCGAGCGCAAGGCGUACAGGUCGUUCAAGAACUGCAAGUACGGCAAGUGGGGCUGCAAGGACUGGUGCCUGUACCGCCGCCGUCAGUGCCUCAAGUGGUACAAGGCCCCGGUGUGCGAGGAGAAGUACGAGGAGUGCGUUGAGAAGUGCACGCCCAAGCCCAAGCCGUCACCGGCGCCCAAGAAGGAGCACGACGAUCACCACGACGACCACCACGACGACGAUCACCACCACGACCACCACGAUGAUUAG